Saccoglossus kowalevskii is the source of this 2503-nucleotide messenger RNA. RefSeq names its product E3 UFM1-protein ligase 1-like. Gene Ontology annotation, molecular function: UFM1 ligase activity. Gene Ontology annotation, biological process: protein K69-linked ufmylation; regulation of proteasomal ubiquitin-dependent protein catabolic process; response to endoplasmic reticulum stress. The record is from RefSeq and is a predicted model, not a curated record. Gene Ontology annotation, cellular component: endoplasmic reticulum membrane. Lineage: Eukaryota; Metazoa; Hemichordata; Enteropneusta; Harrimaniidae.
CUUGUGAUUUCAACAUGUCGACUGAAGAUUGGAACGAAGUGAAACGUCUGGCAGCAGACUUUCAGCGUGCGCAGCUGAGCAGUGCUGCCCAGAGAUUAUCAGAACGCAACUGUAUUGAGAUUGUUAAUAAACUCAUAGAAGACAAGUCACUGGAAGUGAUACACACAAAUGAUGGCAAAGAGUACCUGACACAUGCCCAGUUAAUGAGAGAAAUUCGAGAUGAACUUAUUGUGCACUGUGGUAGAAUUAAUCUUGUUGAAUUGCAACAGAUAAUCAAUGUAGACUUCAGCCAUAUUGAAGCUAAAACUAAUGACAUUGUGAAAAGUGACAAGAAUUUGAAUCUUAUUCUAGGAAAGUUAAUAGACAGUGAGUAUUUAGAUUUGAUAGCUGAUGAAAUCAAUGACAAGUUACAGGAAUCAGGUCAGGUGUCAAUCGCAGAGUUAACAAAACAUUAUGAUUUACCUGGUGAUUUCAUUAUAGAGGUGAUAGAACAAAGAUUAGGGACAAUAAUUAAAGGACAGAUGGAUCAGUAUGAUAGAGAUAUCAUAUUCACAGAAUCCUACGUAGCCAGACAGACUGCCAUUAUAAGAGGUGUGUUCAGUGCUAUCACAAGACCAACACCAGUUAUAAGUCUUCUCAACCAGUACAAAUUUCAUGAAAAAUUAUUCUACAAUGUAAUAGAGAAGCUGGUCGAGCAAGGCAGACUGAAAGGCAGUGUGGUUGGUGGAAAGCAAGAUAAGUCUUCAUAUGUACCAGAUAUAUAUGCCAAAACACAGAAUAAUUGGGUUGAUUCAUUUUAUCAACAAAAUGGUUACUUAGAAUAUGACACGUUAGCCAGACUUGGCAUACAGGAUGGUAAAUCCUAUUUGAAGAGAAGAUACAAGUCACAAGAUGUGCUGUAUUUACACACUGUAUGUGUUGGUAGAUCUAUCCAAGAUCAGAUGGAUGCAAGUAUAGAUGAAGCCUUAAAUACUAAUACAUGGGUUGAUAUAUCGCCUCUGCUUCCAUCACCAUUUACAGACACCGAUGCCAAUCAGUUAUUAAAUAAGAUUAUGAAAGAUAAACCAAAUGCCAGGGUAUUCUGUGACAGUAUUGUAGCAAGUCAGUCAUUUCUAACGAAGUGUAAAUCCCCGUUUGAAAAUCUAAUGAAGAAAAAAGCUGAGAAGGAUGCUAAAAAUGCACCUGCAAUGCUUAAAGAAGAGAAAGCUGUCGCUUCUGGAUCCGGUAAAAAAGACAAAAGAGAUGAGAGACGGAAACGUGCCACUGGUGGCGCUGGAAGCACUCAUUCCGGAGUAGGGGGGAAUGCUAGAGAAGUCAAGAUUAAGAAAGCUAAAAAAGGAAGAGGAGGGAGAUUUGUAGAUGCUGAGGAUGAAGAGGAUAUGGAUGAUUUCACACAAGGAUCCCGGGAUCGACCACAAGAACUGAAAUUUAUGUCACAAGAAGAAAUAGAAGACGUACUGAGUGAAAACCUUACUGACUGUUCUGACAAUUUCAUCUCAGAAAUCGCUUCUGAACUGGUUAGGCCUCUCACCAAGUCUUACCAAGAAGUGGCUAGAUCUAUAUUUAUGCAGACUACUGGUACAUCAGAUAGUGUUGACAGACGGAAAACACACUCGGAAUUGCAAGAUAGAAUCAAUGGACUCUGGACUAAUAUUAAAUUAUUUGAGAAAGGAAUUAAAAUUGUCAGCGGUAAGGAGGAUCUCCAAGGUCAGUUAUACAGGUAUAUCUUGAAGACUCUCUGUUCUGAUAUUUCUAAUCUGCUCUUUGAAGCUUUAGCUAAUGAUAACAUGUUGAGAGUAGAAGACUCUAGCACUCUUACACCAGAGCUGAGAGCCAAGCUACUUAAUAAGUUUCCAGCUAAUAUUCAGAGCAAGAUGACAAAAUUACACAAUUCAUUGACAGAAAAGAAUUUGGAUGAUUUUAAUAGUCAUUUUGAUGAUGCAUGUUCUCUCUGUGAUGUGAUGUUAAAAAAGUCUGAUAAAAAGAAAGACAGGCAACUUAUAUUCAACCACAGACAGGCCUUAGCAGAGCAGAUUCGUAACGAGGAAGAGCCUGCCAUGCUGCUGCAUUUAUGUAGUGUUAUGUUAUUCCAAACAUAUACCAACUGUAUGAUCCACGUGCCGGGACGAUGCGUGCCUCAACUCAUCGCUUUCUUAGCAGAUGAGAUCCCGUCGGAGCAUCACGAACAACUACUCAAGUUUCAAGGACUGGUGCAAAAACGACUUGGCACAGAUCGGGCAGAAAAACUAGAUGACUGUAGCGAAAAAAGUGAUGUUGAAAUUAACAGUGAUACUGAAGUAGUCGCCGAAAUGAGUAGCUUUGUAACUGUGAUAAGAGAGAUAGCAUUGUCGAAGAAACAUGUCCCAAAUAAAGAAGACUGAAUAGGGCCACCUAGUGGUGGGAUGUGAAAAGGCAAUAUUUUAAAAUGACAAGUUUGAAGUCACUCAAGAAUAUAUCAUAUCAUAAAUAUAUUAUGUCAAAUAAAGGUCAAUAUUAUAUGCAA